Molecule: messenger RNA, 1893 nt
Organism: Ruditapes philippinarum (Manila clam)
Lineage: Eukaryota; Metazoa; Mollusca; Bivalvia; Venerida; Veneridae
Product: RNA-splicing ligase RtcB homolog
Exons: 14
Biological process (GO): tRNA splicing, via endonucleolytic cleavage and ligation
Cellular component (GO): nucleus; tRNA-splicing ligase complex
Molecular function (GO): RNA ligase (ATP) activity
Source: RefSeq, a predicted model, not a curated record
UUUUACUUUCUUACGAACACCGGUGCCGCAGUCGGCAUUUGCGCAUUAUCAGCACAUUUUCUAUAAUAUUUAGCAACUUUUUGAGACGACAAAAUGGUAGUAAGGACUUACCAGGAUGAACUGAAGUAUCUGGAGAAGGUUGGAAACUGUGCAUGGAGAAUAAAGAAAGGCUUUGUAGACAACAUGAAUGUUGAAGGUCUGUUCUUUGUGAAUGAGGUUUUGGAGAAACUGAUGUUUGAUGAACUGAAGCAGUCAUGUAGGAGUGGUGGAUAUGGUGGUUUUCUACCUGGAAUGAAACAGAUAGGAAAUGUUGCUGCCUUACCUGGCAUUGUUGGGAGAUCUAUAGGUCUGCCAGAUGUACAUAGUGGAUAUGGUUUUGCUAUUGGUAACAUCUACUUUUGCAAUAGUCAUAAUGUAUAAUCUGUUGUCUCCCCUGGUGGUGUGGGCUUUGAUAUAAACUGCGGUGUACGUUUGUUAAGGACAAACCUCACAGAGAAAGAUGUACAACCUGUGAAGGAACAGCUAGCACAGUGCCUGUUUGAUCAUAUACCUGUAGGUGUAGGCUCCAAAGGAAUUAUACCCAUGAAUGCAAAAGAUCUUGAAGAAGCUUUAGAGAUGGGAAUGGACUGGUCAUUGAGAGAAGGUUAUAUAUGGGCUGAAGACAAAGAACAUUGUGAAGAAUAUGGCCGGAUGUUACAAGCUGAUCCAUCUAAAGUCAGUCCUAGAGCCAAGAAACGAGGUCUUCCACAGCUGGGCACACUAGGUGCUGGCAAUCAUUAUGCUGAGAUUCAGGUGGUUGAUGAAAUAAUAGAUAAUUUUGCUGCUAAAAAGAUGGGAAUAGAGUUCAAGGGUCAGGUGUGUGUAAUGAUCCACUGUGGCAGUCGAGGACUUGGUCAUCAAGUUGCAACAGAUUCCCUGGUUGUGAUGGAGAAAGUAAUGAAGCGUGACAACAUAUUAACAAAUGAUAGACAACUUGCUUGUGCCAAGAUCAAUUCCCAGGAAGGUCAAGAUUACCUCAAGGGUAUGGCUGGAGCAGCCAACUAUGCCUGGGUCAACAGAUCCAGUAUGACUUUCCUAGCAAGACAGGCUUUUGCUAAGAUGUUCAAUUCAACCCCUGAUGACCUUGACAUGCACGUGAUUUAUGAUGUGUCACACAACAUCGCUAAAGUAGAGGAACAUUUUCUAGACGGCAAGCAGAAGACACUUUUAGUACAUAGGAAAGGUUCGACCAGAGCUUUCCCGCCACAUCAUCCUCUUAUACCUGUAGAUUAUCAGUUGACAGGUCAACCUGUGUUGAUUGGAGGAACUAUGGGAACAUGUAGUUAUGUUCUUACUGGUACAGAACAUGGAAUGAAUGAGACAUUCGGAACUACUUGUCACGGUGCUGGGAGAGCAAUGUCACGAGCUAAGUCCCGACGUAACUUGGACUAUACAGAUGUAUUAAAUGCACUGGAGGAGCAGGGAAUCAGUAUACGUGUAGCAUCACCAAAACUUGUCAUGGAGGAGGCACCACAAUCUUAUAAAAAUGUAACAGAUGUUGUUGAUACAUGUCAUAUGGCUGGUAUAAGUAAGAAAGCUAUCAAACUUCGACCAAUCGCUGUGAUCAAAGGAUGAUGUCACGUGACUGUUACUUGGUGCAAUAUCAUGACUAAUCUAACCUCCACAAACUGUGAUUGUGUCCGGCGUGAGAAGCUUGCUUGUAAUGGGCGUGUUCUUUUAAUGACCGGGAAAUCUUCCAUGUGUUUAAGAAUAAUGUUAUUACAUGUAUUAUCAUUAUCAAGUUUAUUUAAUUUUUGGACUGGAUAUCUUUGUCUGUUUAAGAACAAUGUUCUUCUCAUCAUUAUCAAUUUUAUUGAAUUUUCUAUACAUGUUUGGAGAUUUUCUGAUGUUAAC